AUGACUUUGUUACCUGGGGAACAGCCUCAAAUUACAAAUAUAACCUCUAUGUCUUUCAAAGUGUCGGACGGUGGAAACACGACUCGAUGUGCAUGUAAACCCUGUUCGAACGAUAUAUCACAUUGCAAAGCGCCUUUGAAGCUGAAAUUAUUAAAAUCAGCCCAGAAUGGUGAACCUGGUUCGUGUUGCGAUCAGUACGAGUGCGCUCUGCGAGAAGUUUGCGGAAGCGGCUCUGCUGAAAAUGACCAGGAAGGAGCUGUCUGGAUGAAAGACGCUUGCACGCGUUGCACCUGCAGAAAUGGUUACUCUUAUUGUGAACAAAUAACGGACUGCCAUUCGCAGGACAUUGAAAUACCACAGGACGAAGAGGAUUCAGAUGGAGGCGAAGGACCCAGUGGGUGCUUUGCUUUGGGGUCCUUGAAACAAAAUGGGGACCGGUGGCAUGAAGGUCCUUGCACGGAGUGCGUUUGCGUAAGGGGGCGGAAGAAAUGCACUACUCCUAUUUGCAAGUCUGAUUGCGAAAGGCCAACAAUAACCGUCCCCGGAGAAUGUUGUCCGGUGUGUCCGCCGUCCUGCCCGGAAAUUCCGAACUGCGGCGAAGAACACGACACGGACCUGAUCUGCUCGCAGCCUGAUCUCUUCGGUUGCCACCAAUGCACCUGCAGGUAUAACAGGGUUCUGGAGCCUGCACUUCCCACCGACGAAGUGGAACAUCAUGGACCAAAGAAGGAUAUUUUGACGGAGAAACCAGAUUUCACGACUUUGGCUAUCACGAUAGUCGUCGUGAGCAGCCUGAUAGGCUGCUGUGUGGGAGUUUACUAUUUCUGCCACGCAAGAAGGAGCAGAGGUCGUCGUAUAGUGAACAACACUCAUGCAGUUUUCGACGAAAAACUGUCCUUAUUCGAUGUGAAACUGCGUCCAGCAGACGGACAGCAGAUUUACAGACAAUUGGGAACCAACCAUGUCGAUCAUGUGUGAAAUUCCUGGUGACCAGCACUAAAUAUAAGGCUCUGUUGUGUUUAGACCCAAAACGAGGUAUUGAAGAAAAAGAUUUGAUAAGAAACAGUUUGUGUGUGUUUCACGGUGAUCGAGUUCUUGUUCCUUUUAUUUAUUUUACUUUUUAUGAUUUUGUUUCGAUGGGACGAAUGUGGAAUUCGUUCACUGUGUCAGUAUGAAUAUU
This is a messenger RNA of Ctenocephalides felis (cat flea), 1180 nucleotides long. RefSeq names its product cysteine-rich motor neuron 1 protein-like. The record is from RefSeq and is a predicted model, not a curated record. The transcript has 5 exons. Bases 1 to 978 code for a protein of 325 amino acids. Gene Ontology annotation, molecular function: protein binding. NCBI's taxonomy places the organism in Eukaryota, Metazoa, Arthropoda, Insecta, Siphonaptera, Pulicidae.